This is a messenger RNA of Aspergillus puulaauensis, 1917 nucleotides long. It is a transcript of the gene MSC7, whose product is annotated as aldehyde dehydrogenase family protein. The record is from RefSeq and is a predicted model, not a curated record. The transcript has 3 exons. The coding region runs from base 1 to 1917 and encodes 638 amino acids. Gene Ontology annotation, molecular function: aldehyde dehydrogenase (NAD+) activity. NCBI's taxonomy places the organism in Eukaryota, Fungi, Ascomycota, Eurotiomycetes, Eurotiales, Aspergillaceae.
AUGGAGUGUCUUACUCCGUACAUUCCUCCGGCCCUCCUGCCACUGGCAGAGCAGAUCCAGAAUCAAACCCACACGCUCGGUAUCGCCGCCCUUUCACUCAGCGCCGUGCUCCUAGGUUACCUCUUCAUUGCAUGUAACAGGGAGUCGCCCGCGUCAUUCACAGUACCCAAUCCACCUGAAAUUAGUGAUGACUGGACCGGAACAAAAUGGGAGGAUCUUCCGGAGGGGAGUGAGGAGAAACAAGUAAUUGAGGGACAGAUUCGCGGGAAAUGGAACGAGAACCUGAUUAUGAGCUAUUGCCCCGCAGACGGACGAGUACUCGGCGCCGGGAUCAAGCCUGCGACACCAGACGAUGUUGAUCGGGCCGUAAAUGCGGCAAAGAGAGCGCAGGAACAAUGGGCUAGCACUACGUUUGCAGAAAGACGGAGAGUGUUGAAGACUUUGCUAAAAUAUGUACUGGAACACCAAGAUGAAAUCGUGAUCGCCGCCUGUCUGGACUCUGGAAAGACCAAAGUCGACGCAACGUUCGGCGAAACGCUCGUAACCGCGGAGAAGCUGAAAUGGACAAUUGAUCACGGUGAAAAGGCGCUGAUCCCGGACUCGCGACCUACAAAUUUCCUCAUGAUGUAUAAGAAGAACCAGGUCAUCUACGAGCCUCUUGGUGUUGUGUCGGCAUGUGUUUCGUGGAACUACCCCUUCCAUAACUUCAUUUCGCCGGUGAUCAGUGCAAUUUUUGCUGGUAACGGAAUUGUGGUGAAGCCUUCUGAGCAGACUGCGUGGUCGUCGGCCUAUUAUUUGGAGGUUAUCCGGAGCGCUUUGGAAAGCUGUGGUCAUCCUCGCGAUCUCGUUCAAAGCGUUGUCUGUUUACCCAAGGUUGCGGAUGUAUUGACUUCUCACCCCGGUAUCUCCCAGAUGACUUUCAUCGGCUCGAAGCCGGUGGCGCACAAAGUGUGCGAGUCUGCAGCAAAGGCAUUGACACCAGUAACGGUCGAGCUAGGCGGAAAGGACCCGUCUGUUAUCUUGGAUGAUAGCAGGACUGUUAGCGAAGUGUCGUCUAUUGCUUCAGUUCUCAUGCGUGGUGUUUUCCAAUCUGCUGGCCAAAACUGUAUCGGCGUGGAGCGGGUUAUCGCUCUCCCUGCCGUCUACAGCAAACUCCUAGAAAUCGUAUCGUCACGCAUCAAGACCCUCCGCCUCGGCUCAAUCCUCCUCGACACCAAACCCAACAAUCCCCACGGAAAGCCCGGCGCCCCCGACGUGGGUGCCAUGAUCUCCCCGGCCUCAUUCACUCGCCUCGAAUCCUUAAUCGACGACGCAGUGAAACAAGGCGCCCGUCUCAUCGCCGGCGGUAAACAGUUCGCCCACCCACACCACACUCUCGGCCACUACUUCGCACCUACCCUUAUCGCAGACGUCACCCCGUCCAUGGAGAUCGCGCAAACCGAGCUCUUCGCUCCCGUCUUUCUCAUGAUGCGCGCUACCUCCGUAUCAGACGCCAUCGAGAUCGCAAACUCCACAGACUACGGCCUCGGCGCAUCCGUCUUCGGCUACAACACCCGCGAUGUCAGUGCCUGCGUACGCGGCAUCAAAGCCGGCAUGGUUUCCGUCAACGACUUCGGAAGCUAUUACGCUGUGCAACUGCCGUUUGGCGGAGUCAAGGGGUCCGGAUACGGUCGAUUUGCUGGUGAAGAGGGUCUCCGCGGCGUGAGUAAUAUCAAGGCGAUUUGCGUGGAUCGGUUUCCGAGGGUCAUGGCUACUCGCAUCCCCCCCAGAGUUGACUACCCUAUUCAGAAGGGCGAUAGUGACAAGCAGAAUGGGAAGGGCGCGUUCGAGAUGUGUAAGGGAGUUGUUGAGACAGGGUACCAGCUUACACUUGCCGGACGGGUUAAGGGGAUUUUCAGGUUGUUGGGGAAUAUGUAA